GAUUGGACGGUUAGCCCUCCAAGUUCUGAAUGAGAUACACGGCAAUGUUAUCUCACCAAAAACAAGACUUUAAAAUUGUUGUGUCAGGAACGUAUGACAAUAUAGCUGAAGUGGCUUGUUUUUCUUUGCAUGUAGCCUAUGUUUUUUGAGGUACCCGAGUACUAGCUAAUGCGUAUUUCUCUUAAUUCAUGGAAAGAAAACGUUCAUUCAUAUCUGAAAUAAGGCCCCCUGCAAUGUCUGACGACAGCCAGAACACUGGAGGCUAGCGUCUCAAUCAGGUCCCCCUUAUCUCACAUGACACGACUUUCUGGCAGCCAUGGAUGGUGCUUCAAAGGUCAAAGGUCAGCAGGAGGAAGGAGACGAGGACAGGGACCAGUCCAAGCUGAAGCCGCAGGGGCGGUACAUUUCGGUUGUCACCAACCGAACGGUGUACCUGGUCAUCCGUGGGGUGAUGCUUUUCUCAGUGGGCGUCUUCCUGGCCCUGGUGCUCAACCUGAUGCAGGUCCAGAGGAACGUCACCCUCUUCCCGCCCGACGUCAUUGGGAGCAUCUUCUCGUCCGCGUGGUGGAUGCCCCCCUGCUGCGGAACAGCCUCAGCGAUGGUGGGCCUGCUGUACCCCUGCAUUGACGGUCGCCUGGGCGGGCCCCACGGGUUCAAGCGCGAGUGGUCCAGCGUGAUGCGCUGCAUCGCCGUCUUCGUGGGCAUCAACCACGCCAGCGCCAAAGUGGAUUUCGCAAACAACUUCCAGCUGUCGCUCACCCUGGCCGCCCUGUCGGUGGGGCUGUGGUGGACGUUUGACCGCUCGCGCAGCGGAUUUGGACUUGGCGUCAGCAUCGCCUGCCUCGCCACCCUUGCCACCCAGCUGUUGGUGCACAAUGGAGUUUUUCAGUAUACUUCUCCAGAUUUUCUCUACAUACGCUCCUGGCUGCCAUGCAUCUUCUUUGCUGGAGUAAUAACCAUGGGAAACAUAGGACGUCAGCUUGCAAUGUAUGAAUGCACAGUUGUUCAGGAGAAGACUCAUGAAGACUAAUGAAGCUGACAUCAUCAACCUUUAACUGCAUUUUUUUACUGGGUAUUUGCCAAAUUGCAAACGGGUGUAUGUAUAUAUAGUUUCUUCACUUGGUCUGAAUAUGUGAAAUUGCAAGAAGUGUGUGUGUAUGUGUGUAUGUGUGUGUGUGUGAAGGAGAGAGAGAGAAAGCAAGCGACUGAGAGCGUGUGCCAGAAACUACAAUGCAAUCUGUGAUUGCAGCUUUACAAUGUAAAAUGAUGUAACAACUCUGAAAGGUUUCUGACACUUUUGGCUGCAUGUUGCCAAACAGACUUUCAGGAGACAUUCAUUCAUCUGGACUUGUGCAUACAUAUACUGUAGCUUCGGGAGGCUUGGCUGUGCCCUCUGUUGGUAGGCUAUACCUUGUUAUGUAGGAUAUAUGCUUUCUUUGCAAUAUUCUGUUUAGUGUUGUAGGUCUUUAUUUGAUGAAUAUAUAAGAAUAAUUUAUUUCACAGUGUAAAAUGGGGCUUUGUAUUCCACCUGGCACAAUAACAAGGUAAUGUGUAUAGCCUCUCAGGUUAUACUCAAAAGACUGGAUAUGUGAUUAAUUGGAAUUCUGGUAUUCUAUAACUUCUGGUCGCAAUAAUUUCUCAACAUAAAAAGCAUCAAAAACUAAAAUAUGAACUACUUUUAUUAUUGUUGUUUUAUUGAUUAUAAUCACAGUACACUUGUCACAGACAGUGUUAAAUACAAUAAAAUAUGCAUAAUAAUAAUAAUAAUCUCACAUGUGCAUCUUACAGGCUGCUCAACGUCUCUAACUCCCACAGUUCCACACAAAUGUUUAGAUCACUUGAGGACCACUCAGAUCAGGGGGUCUGGUCAUUAGGGAUACAGGAGGAGGCGGGGCUUCGUUUGUGUAGGUAUGCAGCCUGUCACAUCAGCGUGAAAGGAAUCCAUUUGAUGUAAUUAGCUCAUUAACUUAUCUGGAAAUCUCAUCAUUUUAACAUGUUCCACUUUUUUAAUAAUGAGGUUAAUCAGUAGAGAGGAAUGACAUUUAAAGAAGACACUCUCGCAUGUUUGUAAAAGGAUAGUGUUUUUAUGUGGAACUUGAAUGAUAAUUUAGCCCUUGCAUGGUAAGUAUUAGCUCAUGCAAAUAUUAGCUUUUUUCUAAACACAAACAAUGUAUAAAAAAAUGACUGGAGGCCAUCUCGCCAGGAGAGAUGCCUGGGCCCGCUGCAGUUCUUUAACAGUGAAGAGGGGCCUUUGUCAGUUAGAGAACUUUUAAUUUCCACUUCAUUCUUUCAAUUCCAUGAUGUUUCGGAAAGGAUGGAGGCUUUAACUGAUGAUUGUUUUCUAAUGAUUUUUCUCCAUUAAGAGAAAGGAUUUUGCGUAAAUAUCUCUAGGUGCUAAGGUGCUAAUAUUAGGUUUGGGAUGAAAUGGGUUGUGUGAAGCACUUAUUUUGUUAGAAUGCUGUGUCAAAUGAAAUUUGAUUGAUUGCUGAUAGACUAGUUUUGGUUAUUUUAUUAUUUCCCUGUGCGUGGGCAGGUGAGACUUUUGUUUGAUCUGGCACUUUUAAGUUCCACAAUCAGACUUGUAGAAUGAAAAAAAAAAAAAAAAAACUUGUGUUGACUGAU
Molecule: messenger RNA, 2622 nt
Organism: Anguilla rostrata (American eel)
Lineage: Eukaryota; Metazoa; Chordata; Actinopteri; Anguilliformes; Anguillidae
Gene: insig2
Product: insulin induced gene 2
Exons: 6
Coding region: 317-1030 (237 amino acids)
Biological process (GO): SREBP-SCAP complex retention in endoplasmic reticulum; SREBP signaling pathway; cellular response to insulin stimulus
Cellular component (GO): SREBP-SCAP-Insig complex; endoplasmic reticulum
Source: RefSeq, a predicted model, not a curated record